AUGGCGACUGACAUCAAGGUUGAGAUGCCAAUGCAUCCAGGCAUGAUGAUGCCUCUGUCUGUGGGCCAUGACAUGGGCCAGUCUGCCCCGAUGCAGCCCCCUAUGAACAUGAACCUCAAGGUUUCUACGCCUAAUCAGUCCUCCUGCGCCGCGCCCAUGCCAACCCCCAACUCCGCCAUCACGACCAAGAGCUCUCAGACUCCUUCGCCGUCGGCAUCCGCAACCAGCCAGAGCGCCUCUUCUUCGAAACGCCCUGCUCGCAAGAGCACGCUGACGCAGCAGCAGAAGAACCAGAAGCGGCAGCGGGCGACUCAAGAUCAGCUGACAACGCUGGAGUUGGAAUUUAACAAGAAUCCCACCCCCAACGCCGAGACACGGAACGCGAUCGCGGAGCAGAUCAACAUGACCGAAAGGUCUGUCCAGAUCUGGUUCCAGAACCGCCGUGCUAAGAUCAAGUUGCUCGCGAAGAAGAGCAUCGAGACUGGCGAGGACAUUGACCUCAUUCCCGAGUCGAUGCGUGCCUAUCUGGCCAUGCAGGCUGCUGAGAGCGGCAAGGGCCUCGGUGGUGCUUUCUACGGCCGCACCGGCCUCAUGGGCUACGGUCCUGGUAUGCUCCUCGGUGGGGAGCACGCUAACCAGGGCAAACUUUGUAUGUUGACUCUUUUUAACGCUACCCCUAUUUUUAACGCGCGACGGUGCUCUAACACUUUCUGUCUCGCUUCAGUGAUCCACCAUCUCACAUGCCGGUCUCUGAGCAUUGGCAAGUGGGUUCGCGUUGGUCAGAACACCAUGGACCUGAUCAUCUUCUACUCUCCCCACAACGGCACUAUGACGUACUACAUCAACAAUGAGAACGCCGGCUACAAGAUCGAGUACCCGUUCUCGUACAUCAAGCAUAUCUACCUGGACCAGGAGGAGGACCCAAACAAGUCCGGCGGUAUCGUCAUCGAGCUGAACCAGCCGCCCACCUUUAUGAUGGACUGCACCCCGAACGGCAGCGGCUUCAGUGUCUGCGGUGACUUCACCGAGAACCAGCAGGCGUCCCAGUGCCUUGUGCAUCAGCUCGGCGGCAACCCCAAGGUUCUGAGUGGCCAGUUGGCCAAGCUCAUCUCGCUCGAGACCUUUAUGACCCGCCACAGCCCUCACAACCCUCACAACAUUGCUGCCGCUGCUGCUGCCGCCGCUGCGUCUGCUGCUGCCACGACGCCCGGUGGCCCUAUUGUUCCCCUCGUCGCCCCCAUCCCGCUGGACGCGGCCGCUCACAACCUGUCCGUCUCGGCACCCGUCUCGCCCACCGGGCGUCCGUCAUCGCAGCCCAACUUCCUGCAGCCCCAUGUGGGCGUGUUCCAGGAGUCGCAAUGGGGCAUCAACGCCAUGCACUCUGCUGGUGGUAUGCGGUCGGGCCCCGGUCACAAACGGCAGCGGUCUCGGUCGGUUCCCAUGGCUAUUGACUUCUCAAUGCUGCAGACCCCGAUGCCGUCGUUCUACAUCCAGCAUCCCGGCGAGACGCAGCCGCAGCCUCACAGCCCCAGCAUUUAUGCGCCCGUGCCGCAGAACCCCAACGGCCUGAGCCCUGCGGGCUCUAACCUGCGGAUCGACACUCAGGCCGGCUUCGGCCUGGACAUGCGCCAGUACCCCAUGUCGGCCACGACAGCGCCCUCGCCUUCCGAGUACGGCUCAAGCCCCAACUUUUUCGCGCCGCCUGGUAGUGACAACGCUGGCCUACCAGCCUCGAGCUACAACACGCCGUACAGCACCACUUUCCUGUCGCCCAUGAUGGGCGCCCAGAGCAUGGUUCCUCCGCCGUCGGUGUCGCCGCUGUCCUUUGCUGGCCGUUCCGAUCCUGCUAUUGUCGACCAGUCACCGCCUAUGACGAUGAUGGGCCGCAGCGCAUCGGCUGACAUCUACCACCCGCUGAACGGCGGUGGCGACUCUUCGGCCAUUUCGGACGACGGAGGCAACCUCAACGACAUGUACUCGAAGCACUCGAUCAACCUCCCGCUGCACCCGCAUUCGCCCGGCCAGUAUACGGACAACCAAGCCGAGCUGGAUAUGAGCCAGCUUGUGCAAUUUGACCCAGUCGACGCCGCAAGUCUGUCUCCCGAGAGCCUGCCUCCUCAUUCGGCAGCAGCAUGA
Messenger RNA from Sporothrix schenckii 1099-18, 2136 nucleotides. RefSeq lists its product as uncharacterized. The coding region runs from base 1 to 2136 and encodes 711 amino acids. NCBI's taxonomy places the organism in Eukaryota, Fungi, Ascomycota, Sordariomycetes, Ophiostomatales, Ophiostomataceae. Gene Ontology annotation, biological process: cell differentiation; regulation of transcription by RNA polymerase II. The record is from RefSeq and is a predicted model, not a curated record. The transcript has 2 exons. Gene Ontology annotation, molecular function: RNA polymerase II cis-regulatory region sequence-specific DNA binding; DNA-binding transcription factor activity, RNA polymerase II-specific.